GAAGUAGCAGCGAUCCGUUGCGCCACAAUCCGUCUUUCCUCCCUUCACAAAAAUCCACUUGCUGAUUACUACGCGAAUCAAUCUAUCCAGGAGACGCAACAACUAAUGCUCAUCGCGACCAGGAGUGUGCAUUGCAUUUAUCGCCGGUAGCUCGAAUCUUAACCCGCUACGGCAAUUUAACGAGCCUGUAGUGAUCCAGUAAUUUUGACAGAAGCAUGUCCUGGCGCCCUUAUCGGUGACCGCACGGCGACCCAUGGCCGUCCUUAGCGCUUAUACGCGCGUGGCGCUGCUCCUCGUCCUGUCCACAAACCUUGCUUUUAUCGCCGCCCAAGCUCACGCCUGCUCCGUGUCCCCCCACGCAGAUGGCGCCGACCCCAGCCCUGUGUAUGCCGCCAAUCCCUCCUCGCCAUGGACUAGCAUAAGCUCUGACCACCUGAAGGAGCUACAGUACACGACGCGGGAGGUGAUGACGCACCUUAGCAAGGCGGCGGGCCUUACGCAGGUCGCGGCUGUGCUGCUGAAACAGGAGAGCUGCCACCUCCGCCUCUUGGCGUCCGGCCAGGCGCUUCAGAACGCCGCGAUCCUGCUGAGGCAGCGAGAGAAGGAUUUAAUCGUGGGGCAGAUUGACAACGCGCUCGCCACGAUUGGAAAGGUCAGGGGGUCACUAGAGCCUGCGUUCCAUCGACCCGCUAUGGACUACCUCGAUGGUGCGCUAAGAGUGGCUGAUGCUGCUCGCUGUUCGUUCGUGGAUAGAAGAAAAAGGCGGUUUGCUUAAACCGUGGGGUAAGGAAGCCAAAUGCAGGCCUAAUACGCUCUUUUGUAGGCGGGGUAGUUCAUACUUUCUUUUGAGCAAGUUUUUGGUAUCGUUAAACCUAAGAGAGAACGCAUAAGACAUGUAACAUAUAUCUGAUAAGCAACAUUUAGGAAUUGAGUGUAGCAUAGGGGUUCGUUUUCAUGACUACAGAAAGAUCCAACAUUA
This is a messenger RNA of Closterium sp. NIES-67, 979 nucleotides long. The record is from the annotation of a GenBank genome assembly. Lineage: Eukaryota; Viridiplantae; Streptophyta; Zygnematophyceae; Desmidiales; Closteriaceae.